Molecule: messenger RNA, 3993 nt
Organism: Rhipicephalus sanguineus (brown dog tick)
Lineage: Eukaryota; Metazoa; Arthropoda; Arachnida; Ixodida; Ixodidae
Product: leukocyte elastase inhibitor A
Exons: 2
Coding region: 251-1438 (395 amino acids)
Molecular function (GO): serine-type endopeptidase inhibitor activity
Source: RefSeq, a predicted model, not a curated record
CCCCGUCCGCGUCUGCCGUCGUCGGGCUGUUUACGUUGUUGCCUGUGUAUUACUCAACACUAAAGUAAGACUCCCGACGGCACGUGCGGGCCGCGGAAUUCUCGUAGACACCAGUGGCACAGCUGUGUUGUCGGGCCGAUCAGUGGUAAAAGCUGAAGCGGUAAGGUUUCUCUACUUUCGGUUACUUUGGUAGCAGCAGUUGAUUCGCAUCAUCCCUUGCACGCAUCGAAACGGCGCCAAAGUUGACGCCAUGUGGAACAGCAAUGCCAGAGCGCUUGAGGCGAUGGAAGCCGCAAAGUCUACCAACCCUCUUGGAUACUCGCUUCUACACUUCUCCGUCGACCUGUACAAGCAGCUGACUCGAAAGAGUAACCACUCUGGUGGAAACGCAUUCUACUCCCCCUUCAGCAUCUCGGCUGCUCUCUCUAUGGCUCUAGCAGGGGCACGGAACACCACUGCCAAGCAGCUCGCCGAGGCCCUGCACGUCGACAGCGAGGAGAUUCACAACCACUUCUCGGGCUUCAUCUCCAAGCUUCCUGGAUAUGCCCCGGACGUGAAACUGCACGUGGCGAACCGGAUGUAUUUAGAGAAGACGUUCCCGGUGCUGGACAGCUACCUCUCGAUCCUUCGAGACUGCUACGGUAGUACGAUCGAGUCCGUCGAUUUCCGAAGCAACUCCGACAACGUUCGGAGGCGGGUCAACGCCUGGGUCGAGCAAGCCACGCAAUCGAAGAUCCGAGACCUCCUUCAGCCAGGAAGCGUAGACAGUUUGACCACCCUUAUCCUGGUGAAUGCCAUCUACUUCAAGGGCCUCUGGAAGUCGCAAUUCAAAGCGAACUGCACACGCCCUUCAGAUUUCCACCUGAACUCGAACAACAAGACGUUGGUGGACAUGAUGUACCAGAAAUCUGAUUUCAACAUGGCUCACAACAUGGCACUCGAAGCGACGGCUCUGGAAAUACCAUACCAAGGCGGCAAGAUUUCCAUGGUCGUUUUGCUACCAGACAAAAUCGAUGGACUGUCCAAUCUCGAGGAAGCUUUGAGCGCCGAAAAAGUGACACAGAUUUUGAUGGACCUGCAGUAUUGCACCGACGUCAAGCUGUACCUUCCCAGAUUCAAGUUCGAACAGGCGAUACACCUCAGGCAAACGCUCGCUGCGAUGGGCAUCGAGGAACUCUUCAGCCUUGCCUCUGCUGAUUUGACAGGCAUCAGUGCCGACGGAAACCUAUGGGCUACCGAAGUAGUCCACAAGGCUUUCGUCGAAGUCAACGAGGAAGGCACGGAGGCUGCAGCGGCAACCGCCGUUGUGAUGAGUUUCGGAUGCAGCGCUAGUAGGGUCAUAGAGAAGAAAUUCGUCGUAGACCACCCGUUCAUGUUUCUCAUACGAAGCCGCGAUCCGGACAUCAUCCUCUUCGUGGGAUCCGUUCGUCGACUCUAGUUACCCCCGAAGGGGCGCGACAACUUUCAUAAGUGCUGCAAAAAUCUUGUGACUGAAGAUUUGUGACAUCGACCACGGAACUGCUACUAAGUCGGGGGCAACAACAGUGGCCGUUCUCCUUUCCUUUAUAACUUUUCUUCCAUUUCACCAGUGCAGGACACCACACAACUGGGCUCAGCAUCAGCUGGUUAACACCCCUGUCUUGUUUUUAUCCUUUUCCUCCUCCUUAUGCAUGCGAUGUUUGCGGCACCGAAGAAAACAUCGAACACUUGCUCUGCCACCGUCCUCGUUUUCUCUCGGAGAGACAAGUACUUUCCAACGCACUGCGGCGACUGGAUGAUCGGCCAUUUUCCGUGCAGGUGCUACUACAGCACCGUCCACAUCUCCAGACGGCCCACAAGGCAGUGAAAGCACUCUUGUGCUUUUUGAGGAUGACGGGCUUGUGCGAACGCCUCUGACUUGUGGUACAAUCCCGAACGCUACAGUGAAUUCUCUGCCUUUCUUUUUCUUCUUCUCUUUCCUCCUAUCUGUUUCUCAUCUAUGCAUUGCCCUCCCCUAAUUCCCCAGUGUAAGGUAGCCAACUGGACGUUUUUCUGGUUAGCCUUUUCCUCUUCUGUUUCCUCCCUCCUCCUCCUUAUGACUUUAAGGUCACACGCUAUCGCGACCCCACAGCAGGAUUAGCGUUACAAAUUAAGAAAAACUUUUCAUGCGCUCUAAGUAGAAGGGCUUGGAUUGUAUGGAUGGAUUUUAGUAUGUUUCAUUGCCUUUCGCCUUUUUGUAACUACGGGUUUAAGACCAUGACUUUGUCACUGUGUUUCUGACUGUGUUAUCAUUGCAAGGUGUCAUCUGUUGGAACAGUUGUUUUCGCUUCUUUUCUCGCUUCUUGUGCUUCUUUUCGCACACUGAUUUCUUCGUUUUUGCACCGGCCAGAGCACACAGGCGGGAAAGCUUAAAGGGUGCCGUGAAGACGAGCUUUACGACGUGCUUUAAUGCUAUCCUGUUAAGGUUGUGUGAAAUGGUGUGAACGUAAGGCAUGACAACAUACUUUUUAGGGCUCUGUCGUGGUGAAAAGGAAGGUAAAGCACCCUUCUCCUUAAGAUGGGAGGAUGCCACGGCAACAAGCAAGGUGGAAAGGAAACCCGAAGCUAAAAAGCGUGAAAUCUGAUGGUCGAAGCUAUGGCUGACCUUAUGAGUUCAUGACUUGGUCAGCGCCGAGUUGAGGCAUGAGGAAGCAAUGCCCCUUUUCACUAGUUUAGUAUGAGAUGAAUCAAAGGGUAAAAUGGCUUUCUUUGACCGCGGUUUACACUCCCAGCAAAUAUGGACGUCACAAUUGAAAAACAGGGCUAAAUCUAACAACUGGAUUGUGUCGUUGUCAGGAAGUUCCGUCGUGAAUAAUAAUGAGGGCGACCACUGUUUGAAACACUUCAAGACACUGUCAGCGGCUUCUUCAUAGCUAAGAUUGAUGGGGACUGAGAUAAAAACAAUAAAAUCGUCGACAUAUCUGCAUACUUUUAACACACGUGAACGGUUCAGUUCUUGCUGAAGCUUUCGGUCAAAACUGGUAAGAUAAAUCUCGCAUAGAACUGGCGCCACACACGAGCCAAUACAAAUUUCUUCUGUAUAUAAGUCUUGGUGUUAAAGCUAACAAAGGUAGAGGCCAAGUAGCAUGUCAAUAGCUCCAUAAAGCUAUUAGCAGUAACAAAGCAACCAUUCUUAAAGGACACCACACCAUACGAGUCAAUUGCCUCUCGGACAGUCACAAAGAGUUCUUCAUGUGGUACUGAGUAAAAUAAGUCUUCAAUGUCCACCGACAACGCAUAGUUGGCUCCCGGCGCUCCCAUUUUCAAGGCUUGCACAAGAGUGUCUGAAGGUCGGAGCACAAACGGAUCCGCCGAUGUAAGUACCUUCACGUGACGCUGAAGGAGGGCACUCACGUUGCGCUGCCAGCUGUCAGUUGCUGUGAUUAUGACCCGAAAAGUACAGAGUGCUUUGUGAGUUCUUGCAGUGAAGAAUGGCCUCAGCCCCUCACCCUUGCACGUCUUGACCGCCUUGCAGAGUUCGUCGAACUUCAUGCCUUGAAGAAGGGCGGUUGCCUUGGCCUUGACCUUCGCAGCAGUAGCGUCCACUUCUUUGAAACUUUUUUCCAUGGCUGAAGCAGCUUUUUCUUUGAACAGGCGCUUUGGGAGAACAACAAAGCCGCCUUCCUUGUCACUUUGCAUAAGUGCGAGUUCGGACGUUCUGAAGAAAGAAGCUGUUUUGCGUACUGCUACCGCUUUUGCGUACUGUUACUGUUAAGCUGUUACCGCAUGUCCCAGCGAUUCGGCGAUUUUUGUGUGUGUGUGUGUGUGUGUGUGUGUGUGUGUGUGUGUGUGUGUGUGUGUGUGUGUGUGUGUGUGUGUGUGUGUGUGUGUGUGUGUGUGUGUGUGUGUGUGUGUGUGUGUGUGUGUGUGUGUGUGUGUGUGUGUGUGUGUGUGUGAAAGUGGCUGUUUUGAAUGCGCCUGCGCAUAAGCUUUCUUGGUGAGAAGUUUUUUAGAAUAAACUCAGUUGCAAAUGAG